GUGUGAUAGGCAAUGCUAGCGCGGCGCUCAGCAGCUGCUGCUGCUCGUGCCCGGCCACAAACGUUAUCCUCCUAGAUAUGGCCAGAGUUUUUGCAGCCAAGAAGAGGGCCGGCCGACCGCCCCCCACCCCACGUAUUAACAAAACGCCUCCCGAAGCAGACAGAGCCUCACUCCGCGCGCCCGCGCAGCGAAGCUGGAGGGAGCAUGGAGCUGAGGCCGCCGCGCCUGCGACCGUGAGCACGCUCUGUAGCCAGCCGGGUCCGGCUGGGCGGCCAUGGCAGCCACCGUUCUCUUCACUCCGGCGCAGUGCCACCGCGCCACCGCGACGACGAGCGGGCGGGGAGCCCCCUCGCAUUGCGCCCUGGCCCCUGGGCACCGGCGCCCGGGGCGGGGAUCGGUGAGGGCGGUGCCUCCCGAGCAGAGCAGCUUGCCUCAGGCGGCGGCGGCUGCUGUCUACGGGACUGCUGGCGACGUCAAGGCCGCGCUGUACCGAGCGCUGGACGGCGCCAACAGGGGGAUAUUCGGGAUGACGUCCGCCAAGCGCUCGGAGAUCCAUGGCCUGGUGGAGCUGCUCGAGUCCAGGAACCCCACGCCGGAGCCCACCGCCAAGCUGCAGGACAAGGUGGAUGGAUGCUGGAAGCUCAUCUACAGCACGAUCUCCAUACUGGGGAAGAAGAGGACCAAGUUAGGGCUGCGAGAUUUCAUCAGCCUAGGGGACUUCCUCCAGAUAAUUGACGUCAAACAGGAAAAGGCGGUGAAUGUGGUAGAGUUCAGCGCGAGAGCACUGAAGAUACUGACGGGGAAGCUCACCAUCGAGGCUUCGUACAGAGUUACCAGCCAAACACUUUCUUGUUUUCAGAGAGUGGAUAUCAAGCUCGAGAGCUCAACCAUCACCCCUGAGCAGCUGAUGAACAUAUUUCAGAAGAACUACGACAUGCUCCUGGACAUAUUCAAUCCAGAGGGCUGGCUGGAGAUAACAUAUGUUGAUGAAUCGCUACGGAUUGGACGAGACGACAAAGAAAACAUAUUCGUGCUGGAGAGAGCAGACCUGCCAGACGUCUGAUGACGCGCAGUUCAUGCGCACAGGCGAUCCGUAAUUUUGUGACGAGGAGCGAGUGUAUGUAACACGCAGAAAACAUAGCCUGCAAAUAUAUAAAUAUGGUAUAUCCGACAGCUAGGACUCUUGCAUGGUUAUUGGCAGUUCGAUGCAGACAAUCUACCACUCGAAGUAAAAACAAACAAAAAAAAACUUUUCUUCUCGAAUAAAGUAGGUAUGUAUACGCACAGGCACAGGCCGUUCUUCUUCA
This is a messenger RNA of Zea mays, 1307 nucleotides long. RefSeq names its product structural molecule. NCBI's taxonomy places the organism in Eukaryota, Viridiplantae, Streptophyta, Magnoliopsida, Poales, Poaceae. The transcript is spliced from 6 exons. The record is from RefSeq and is a predicted model, not a curated record. Bases 275 to 1063 code for a protein of 262 amino acids.